AACGGCUCGCACUACGCCCUGACGGCCAUAGGGCUGGGGAUGCUGGUCCUGGGCGUCAUCAUGGCCAUCUGGAACCUCGUCCCCGGCUUCGGCCCUGAGGAAAAACUCACCAUCUACGCCGGGAACAGCAGCAAGCCCGAUCGCGGCACCGGGGGCAUUCUGAAGAGCAAGACCUUCUCAGUGGCGUACGUGCUGGUGGGAGCGGGCUUGCUGCUGCUGCUGCUCUCCCUCUGCCUGUCUCUCCGGGACAAGAAGAGGCACAGCGAGGAGAUGGCUCGCGUGCAGCACCAGCCGUCGGCAGAGCCCUCGCAGCAGGGGGACAGUGAAGAAGAGGAGGAGGAAGACAGGUCUUCCCAGUACUACGUCCCCAGCUACGAGGAGGUGAUGAACACAAGCUAUUCUGAGCCCAGAGACUUGGACAGGAGCAACAGGAUCAGCAUCUCCCUGCCCUCCUACGAGUCCCUGACGGGGCUCGACGAAAGCACCCAGGCGUCGGGAGCUGCCGGCGCGGAGCCCGGGCCGGAGAGGGCGGCCAGGAGAAAGCGCCAGAGAGCCAGCCAAAGACUUAGAGAGGAAUCUGUGAUGCCGCCGGGUUUCUGGGGGGGGGGUGGAAAAAAACACACCAAGAGGGGCUCGCUCUGUGGGUGCGGAAGCGAGGAAGGCAAACCACGUCGCCAGAGCAGCACUGCAGCUUUCCCUCGCUCCCGUCUGGGGCCGGGCUGGUGGCCCGUGGCCAGUCCCGACGGCUGCCGAGGUCCGUGCUUGCUGGUGGCCCUGCGCUCCUCAGGGAGAGGAUGGAUUUCUUGCCUCGCUGGCCUCUGUCGUGUGCUGUGCUCCGAUGCGAAGGGACGGCGCGGUUGA
Molecule: messenger RNA, 861 nt
Organism: Opisthocomus hoazin
Lineage: Eukaryota; Metazoa; Chordata; Aves; Opisthocomiformes; Opisthocomidae
Source: RefSeq, a predicted model, not a curated record